AUGGCUCCCCCGCGUCAACGGACGGCGGCCGUCCAGGACGACUCUCGAUCGGAGGGCUCCAGUACUACGAGAGAACACAAGACUACGAGUGUCAAGUCCCGGAAAGGUGCGAAUGGGUCUCUGGUGACAUCUGUUACCAGUCGAGAAGUCAAAGUCUCAGCAAACCUCGCCAAUGUGACCAGUGCCCCCGCUGGGGGAAACGCUGCAGACGUGCCAAAGAUCCCCUGGAACGAGAUGCCCCUUAGCCUCCUCCACUCGUACCGACACGCCUACAAACUCUCAUCCCCCAGUGCCUUCCCCAGCGAAUACUCUCACCUGCUCCUCUCCAGAGGCAUUGGCCUACGAUCCCCGACCUCAAUCGCCGCCCAGCGCGCUCAUCUACUUCGUCAAAAUGAAACGAUGAACGGCACCUCCCAGCCGUCGAGCAGCACCGCCAACGCCUCCACCAGCGCUACGACUGCCGCGAGAAAAGCCCCGCACGGCAAUCCUCCGUCGGCCAUCAAUGGUAUCAAUGCCAAACAGAAAGACCGUCAAACUCAGAAGAAAGGACCGAAUGAAAUUGACGGGAGGGGCGCUUUGCAUCACAUCAUCGGUCAAGACCGAGUAAGCAAGAACCAACUCGCAUUGUCGGUCCGCAAACACUUCAAUAGUGCUGGACUUGCAGAGCAGGAGGCCAUUGCUCGGUUUCUGUACAAGGUUCGGGAAGAGGGAAGAGGGCGACAUUUCCGACUGAGGUUUCAACCUUAG
Aspergillus uvarum CBS 121591 is the source of this 747-nucleotide messenger RNA. RefSeq names its product histone deacetylase complex subunit SAP30 Sin3-binding domain-containing protein. NCBI's taxonomy places the organism in Eukaryota, Fungi, Ascomycota, Eurotiomycetes, Eurotiales, Aspergillaceae. The record is from RefSeq and is a predicted model, not a curated record. Gene Ontology annotation, cellular component: histone deacetylase complex. Bases 1 to 747 code for a protein of 248 amino acids. Gene Ontology annotation, biological process: regulation of DNA-templated transcription. Gene Ontology annotation, molecular function: protein binding; transcription coregulator activity. The transcript is spliced from 2 exons.